UAGGAGUUUUCUGGCGGCAGUCUAGAUUUUACUUUCUUUCCCAGAGCACUACCCCAGUUUUCAGUUGUGAACUAAUUCCCGGGUGACAUUUCGUGAUUACAUUGAACUUGUUUGACCCAGUGCGGUGCAGUUGUGCGAACGAAAAUGAAACUUCUGAUUCUGUCAGUGCUACUUGCGUCCAGCUAUGCCUUCCCACAGCACGGCGGCAACGAUUACGAGCAUCAGGGUGGUGGAAAACGGAUUGGUUCAUUCGAAACAACCACCUGGAUCCCCAUCCUGAAGUACAACAAGGAACAGGGCGAAGAUGGUAGCUAUAAGACCGAGUAUCAAACGGGCAACAACAUCGUCCACGAAGAGUCCGGCUAUCUUAAGGAUUUCUCUGACGCUCACCCGAACGGUGUCCUCGUCCAGCAGGGCGCCUACUCGUACGAAGCCCCUGACGGUCAAAUUAUUCACGUGCAGUACACGGCCGAUGAGCGUGGUUUCCAAGUCACCGGAGACCAUCUGCCAACCGAGCCACCAAUUCCGGAGGGAAUCCGCAAGGGGCUGGAGGAAAUCUACGCCGGCAUCAAGCGUCGCGAGCAGGAAGCCAAAUCGAACCCAAAGUACGCGGAAACAGCGGCCCAGAGGGCUGAACUUGACUAUCAUGGGCAGUACUAUCACCAGUAGAGGGGGUGGUAAUUUGGUUGUUUUGAGACGUUUACAAGAUUAGUUAAGUAUUUUUUUGAGUAGUCGAUAGCUGAAAACGUAAUCCCAUUGCUCGUGAGCAUUUGUGUGUAUUUAUGUUAGUUAAUCCGUUAUUUAACUUCACCCCAACAUCUUACCACUUUGUUGCUUUGAGUAUUGGAAUGUAUCCAAAAGAAAACCCAAUGAUAAACGUAAGACUGUGAUUUUCCUUCCCAUCCGGUGGACGAUUAUCCAACUAAUGAAU
Toxorhynchites rutilus septentrionalis is the source of this 931-nucleotide messenger RNA. RefSeq names its product endocuticle structural glycoprotein ABD-4 (gene Cpr49Ah). Gene Ontology annotation, molecular function: structural constituent of chitin-based larval cuticle. Gene Ontology annotation, cellular component: chitin-based extracellular matrix. The transcript has 3 exons. NCBI's taxonomy places the organism in Eukaryota, Metazoa, Arthropoda, Insecta, Diptera, Culicidae. The record is from RefSeq and is a predicted model, not a curated record. Bases 145 to 669 code for a protein of 174 amino acids.